Messenger RNA from Lagopus muta (rock ptarmigan), 1221 nucleotides. It is a transcript of the gene GOLT1B, whose product is annotated as golgi transport 1B. NCBI's taxonomy places the organism in Eukaryota, Metazoa, Chordata, Aves, Galliformes, Phasianidae. Gene Ontology annotation, cellular component: endoplasmic reticulum; membrane. Gene Ontology annotation, biological process: endoplasmic reticulum to Golgi vesicle-mediated transport; retrograde transport, endosome to Golgi. The transcript has 6 exons. The coding region runs from base 350 to 769 and encodes 139 amino acids. The record is from RefSeq and is a predicted model, not a curated record.
CUGCGUGUUUCCGGAAGACGUGGCCGUUGUCGCCCUGCUCCUGCCGUUCGGCUCUUUCUCCUUCCCCGCCGUCGCCCCGCCGCCACCAUGAUCUCCCUCUCGGACACGCAGAGCAAAUGAAUCUUCCAUCCUGCUCUUGCCUAUCCAAUAUUUCUUGAACAACCUUGACCGACAGGCAGAGCUCAGAGAUAGAUACCGCCUACGAGUCCUGUGAAAACUGACAGCUGGCAGGAGACCCAAGCUAAUGUUUAACAGCCAUCAGCAUGUGUUAUAUGGAAGCAGCCUGCAGCAUUAAUCUGUGUUGCAUUUAAUCCGGAAGUUGGGAAAAUGGGAUUGCCAUGCAUGUAACAUGGAACGUGAGGUCUCAGGAGGACGAGAGAUCGGAAUGGGUUUAACAGGUUUUGGAGUGUUUUUCCUUUUCUUUGGAAUGAUACUCUUCUUUGACAAAGCUCUUCUUGCUAUUGGAAAUGUUUUAUUUGUGGCUGGCUUGGCUUUUGUUAUUGGUUUAGAAAGAACAUUUAGAUUCUUCUUCCAAAAACACAAAAUGAAAGCAACGGGCUUUUUCCUGGGUGGUGUGCUGAUAGUUCUGAUUGGUUGGCCUUUAAUAGGAAUGAUUCUUGAAAUUUAUGGGUUCUUCCUAUUAUUCAGGGGGUUCUUUCCUGUGGUGAUUGGCUUUAUUAGAAGAGUUCCAGUCCUUGGUUCUCUCUUGAAUUUACCUGGUAUAAGCUCGCUUGUAGAUAAAGUUGGAGAAAGCAACAACAUGGUAUAAUGACAAGAGGGCAGAAGACUGAUUCUAAACUUAUUGUAUUAUUUAUAAAAUCCUUUUGAAGAAUACUCAGCACAAAGAUUAAGUUGUGUACAAAGGAAAGGCUUGUAACAUUCUUUACAUAACAGUUUAAAUUAAAACGUAUAGUCGACAGUAUACAUUAGAAGCUGGGCAAGUAUGCUUCUAGGAAAAGUAACUCCAGAGUUCAGGAAGUAAACUGAAGAGGUGAAAGUCAUGGAAUAACUCACAUUACAACUGUUCAAGACUGUGUUUGUUGGUUUUGGAAAAGGUAAUGAACCCUUCCGGAUUUAAAGGUGCCUGUACUUUACCUCCUCAUUGUGAAGGUGCAGUAGAGCAAACAGGCCUCCAUUUUUAAGGUCACUCCAACUUCUCCAACCUUCCUCUUGUUACCCUCAGAAUGCAAAACAAACAAACCAAAAAAAAAAAAAAAAUAA